Ornithorhynchus anatinus (platypus) is the source of this 1280-nucleotide messenger RNA. Its product is annotated as mas-related G-protein coupled receptor member H-like. The transcript has a single exon. NCBI's taxonomy places the organism in Eukaryota, Metazoa, Chordata, Mammalia, Monotremata, Ornithorhynchidae. Gene Ontology annotation, molecular function: angiotensin receptor activity. The coding region runs from base 73 to 1023 and encodes 316 amino acids. Gene Ontology annotation, cellular component: membrane. Gene Ontology annotation, biological process: G protein-coupled receptor signaling pathway. The record is from RefSeq and is a predicted model, not a curated record.
GUGAGGGAGAAAACCCAGACCAGACUGAGGGAGCCCCUUUUCGUCCUCCCUGAGCCCCAUCAGCGGGGGGAGAUGAAGCCGAAAACAUGUACCCCGUCAAACCUGACGACGUCAACCCAAGAUGCCACCUUUCACCUCGUCGUCGACUCCGUCUCCCUGCUCCUCAGCCUGGCCGGGCUGGCCGGCAACAGCCUGGUCCUCUGGUUCCUCGGCCUGCGCUUCAAGCAGAACCCGUUCACCGUGUACAUCCUGCACCUGGCCGGGGCCGACUUCUGCUUCCUCCUCGGCCGGGCCGUCUGGUUUGGCACGAACAUCGUGUACCGCGGCCUCAAGCUGAAUGCGUUCCGGAAGGGCGUGUUCUACCUGUGCCACGCGACGCUGGUCUUCAACAUAUUCAUGUUCAACACGAGUCUGGGCCUGUUGACGGCCAUCAGCGUCGAGCGGGGCCUCUCCGUCCUCUUCCCGCUCUGGUACAGGAGACACCGCUGGAAGAACCGACCCCCGACCCUCUGCGCUGUCCUGUGGGUUCUCUCGGCUUUGACGGCCACCCUGGAGUUCUAUUUCUGCGUCUACCAGGCGGAGGCCCAAGAGGCCCACUGGUUGGGCAAUGCCAGCGUGCGCCUGGUCAGCUGCGUGCUCAGCUUCCUGAUCUCCACCCCCCUCAUGGUCCUGUCCGGCGUGGUUCUCUUCGCCAAGCUCCGCCGCCGGGGGAGGGACCUGCCCCCGGCCAAGUCCUGCAUCGUUGUCAUCGCCGCCGUCCUCACGUUCCUCGCAUUCGGGCUCCCGCAGAGGGUGUGGUUCGUGGUCAAGUUCGAGUUCAAGGUCUACGUCUCCCGCCCGGUCUCCUCUGUGGUCCAGCUGCUCUCUUGCAUGAACAGCAGCGCCAACCCCAUCAUUUACUUUUUCGUAGGGAACUUCAGGAAGGGCCGGGGCCGACGUUCCGUCAGGCUGGCCUUCCUGAAAGCUUUCAAGGAAGAUCACCACCUCCAGGAAGAGGGAGAAGUCACGUCUCGGGCCCCGUGAUGAUGCGAGCUCGACCAGUAGGGCUGGAGUAUUCCCGGGGACGCCAUGGCAACGAGGUGAGGGUUUCCAUGGGGAUCUCUGCUUCGUGGACGUCGAGCCUCUGUCAAAGUCCUGAACAAUGAGGAAACCCGGGAGGAUUGUGCGAGGGAAAAGUUGAGAGCCUACUUGAGUUGGCACUUCCCUUCUUCUUUCAUUCAUUCAUAUUUAUUGUACGCUUCCUGUGUGCAGAGCUCUGUACUAAGUGCUUGGAAAGUAUA